Messenger RNA from Owenia fusiformis, 1462 nucleotides. Lineage: Eukaryota; Metazoa; Annelida; Polychaeta; Sabellida; Oweniidae. The record is from the annotation of a GenBank genome assembly.
AAUCCUUCGCUUUUAUAUGACAACUACUUCAGCUGUCAAUCUGAUGAAAAAUAUUUGUUUGGAGAUAUGAGGACAGUAUAAUAUCCAGUAUGAUAUCCAAUUAGAGGUGAAUUACAAUAUCUGAUUUGACAAUUCAGUUGCGAUAAAAUUAAAAACUACAAGAAUGAUUGUGGACCAAAAAGGAUUAAUUCUAAUUCUGACAUUUUUUCAAGUCAUGGGAACAUAUGGACGUAGAAAAAUCGCAGGCUGGAAAGAAGCUAGUUAUAAAGAACAAAAGUCGAAAGGAUACGAAAAUCCAGUAAUUUUUGAUUCUGAACAAUAUGCUGUUUCAAAGGCAUGUCCAUGGAAAAAGCCAUUCGUCAAGAGUAAGCGACCAAUCAAAUGCAGGGAAAAUAAUGAUUGCCCCAAUGCAUUUUAUUGUCAAAAAGUGAUUAGCUCAAACAACCCGAAAGAGAGAAUACAUCACAGUGUAUGUUGUAGAUAUCAAAACUUCACCUGUGAAUCCCCCGCUGAAAUUCUAAAGGCCCGAAGUUCUCGAAUUUACAUUUCUUGUAAUGAAAACAGUGACUGUCCAGAAUACCACACAUGCAGCAGGACUGAACACUACUCUUUAUGUUGUCCUGAUCAACUUAUACAGCCGGCUGGGCUGGAUGACAAUACACAAGGGUGCUUAUUUAAUGGCAAUGUGGUAGAAGACGGCUACAAAUCAGAUGACGUAGCAAGCUGUACAAAAUGUAAAUGCAAGGAACAACAAAUGGUCUGCAAGACACGGAAAAAUUGCAUGUGUGAAUAUAAUGGUGUGACAUACGGGAAUAUGGAAGAAUUCAUGGAAGGAGACUGUUCAACAUGUAAAUGCAAACAUGGAAAGGUUGCAUGUAAAGAGGACAGAUGUAAACCCUGUAAAAUUAACACACAUGGUACGAUGGAACAUCUUCAGUCAGAGUAUUUUGACGAUACAUGCCAGGAAUGUGAGUGUAUUAAUGGAGAACUCACAUGCACCGAUAACCCAGCAUGCACCUGCGAAGAUGAUGGAAUUAAAUAUGCGCAUAAUUCAGAGUUUACUCAGGAGGACGAUUGUGUAGAAUGUAAAUGCAGGCAUGGUAAUGUCUCCUGUGAACCAGCUAAAAGAUGCGAAUGUAAACAUGAUGGCAAACCAAUGCAGCAUGGUGGUACAAUGACUGACUUUGAUGGCUGUACAAUAUGCCACUGCAGCAACCAAUUAGUUUCAUGUCCUGAGCGGCCAGAGUGCAAUGUUUGUAUUGAUGGUGGAAAAGAAUACAAACCAGGACAGAGUUACUUGACCUCAGAUAGAUGUCGCUGGUGUGUGUGCAUCUCACGAAACAAAAGCGAGUGUAGAGUAAUUAGUAGAAGUCCAGAAUGCCAAAAAUAGAGCACUUAGGACAUCAAUGUAUAUCUAAUUGAAAUUAUGUUUUGUUGACAGUUGUGAUUUCAAUAUGUAUAA